Octopus sinensis (East Asian common octopus) is the source of this 3016-nucleotide messenger RNA. Its product is annotated as PDF receptor-like. The record is from RefSeq and is a predicted model, not a curated record. Gene Ontology annotation, biological process: cell surface receptor signaling pathway; adenylate cyclase-modulating G protein-coupled receptor signaling pathway. Bases 346 to 1563 code for a protein of 405 amino acids. Gene Ontology annotation, cellular component: plasma membrane. Lineage: Eukaryota; Metazoa; Mollusca; Cephalopoda; Octopoda; Octopodidae. The transcript has a single exon. Gene Ontology annotation, molecular function: G protein-coupled peptide receptor activity.
GGAAAGGGGCAGAUACAGAAUAGAGUUUAUGAUAAAAAGACAAUAAACAAAUGAAAUAUGAGAAGUCAACUUGUAUGAUUCUUUGAAUUACAUUUGAAUUUUUAGUAUCAAACCUCCUCGCUAGUUACUGCGAAAUCAGCUGAAACAAUCAUAUUUAGCAAAGAAAGCUGUUAGAAGUUAGUUAAGUGUAACCUUCGAAAUUUCGGCGAACUUCAACUAUUUUCAUUUAAAAAAAAAAAAAACACAGAAAAAGAUACUUCAGUCCUUUCUAAACGCGUGUAUGUGCGUGUAUAAGUAUAUAUGUAUAUAUGAGUGCACAAGUUUAUUUACCUCUCCUAAACGGUAAUGUCAACAGCAGUUGACACAAACACCGAUUCCAAUCGAACAAUUGUUUUAUCGUCGAGACCAAAAUACCUGGAAGAAUGUAUUUCGAAAUUCGAUCAUGAACUUGAACUUGAAUCCGACAGCGAAGCUAUCUACUGCAAUGUUACGACAGAUAGUUUCCUUUGCUGGCCAAGAACUCCUGCCGGCACUACAGCAAGCCAACCUUGUCCUUCAUUGCAAGGCUCUGAUACAACCAAAUUUGCUUAUCGUAGCUGUGACUUAAAUGGAGAAUGGAGUUCGAAGUGGGAUGACGAUUCGUCUGCUUGGACAAACUACACACAAUGUUACAGUUCCGAAGCUGAACUAAUUUUCCAGUUUGAUUCAGAAAAUAUACGAAAAGCAUCAGCUGAGGAUUUAACCGAUUCCAGUAUCCUGGGAAUAUGUGGACUGUCCAUGUCAUUGCUAGCCAUUUUCUUUACCCUUGCUUAUGUGCGUUAUAAAAAAUAUAGCGGACCGCGUAUGGACGUCUAUAGAAACUUAUUCGCAACACUGGUUCUCGAAGCAUCUGUGAAACUAUCAUUUCAGAUUAUUCUUUUAAUGGUAUGGCUUGAAGACGGCCUCGUUGUUACUGUGUUCGAUAUUCCACAUCUUUGUGAAGUAUUCGUUGUAAUUUUGGAAUUUGCGGAGAUUACUACCUAUAUUUGGACAGCCCUUCAUGGACACCUGAGUUACCUGGAAGUGAAACAAUACGAUCCUUUAAAAGUGCAAGUUCUCUACGCUGUUCUAGGAUGGGGUGUACCGAUUAUUACCUUGGCUGAGUGGUUAGCAGUACAAACAGCGACUAACGAAGCUCCCUGUUGGUAUGGUUACCGUUUCCAACAAAGCGCCUGGAUUUUGGAACUACCUCGUGUGUGGGCCUUAAUAUUUUCACUGGUAUUUCUAGCUUACACAAUCUGGUCUCUAAACGAGACUGGACACAUGAGAGACGUCAGCGAAGUACAUAUGAUCAAGCGUAGUACACUAGCGUGUCUCGCCUAUAUUUUCUUCUUAACUAUGUCCUUAUGUACAUCUUUAGUACUGGCUAAUCUAGCACACAACAGCAUCAACAAGAUGCACUUAUUAGCUUUAAUCUACACAAUUACAUUCCUCACCUCUUUCAGAGGACUGUUUUUUACCAUGGGUUACUGGCUAUGGGAAAACCAAGGAAGGAACUGGUACCAGAAAGUCAGUUUGGUUUGAAGGUUAAUACUUGUGUUUAUUGUAUGUUUGAAUUAUUUUUUAAAAAUCCUGUUUGUUGACACCAAUAUAUAUAUACAUACACAUACCCAAAUACAUACAUACGUACAUACAUACAUACAUACAUACGUACAUACAUACAUACAUACAUACAUACAUACAUACAUACAUACAUACAUACACAUAGAUAGAUAGAUAGAUAGAUAGAUUACUGCAGUUAUAUUAUGUAUAUCAUUGUUAAUUCUGUUCAUUCACACAUCCACAUCCGAGCGCGCUUAUACUGGGUUGUAGACCUGAUCUAUUGCCCCUGUAACACGAACACCUUGUGUGCCUUUAGCAGAAUCCAUUCUGUUGUAUUUGGGCCAGGUUCACAUUUGUGUAUAACUCGAUAUCUCUGAUGCGGUCUUCCCUCUUCCUUAACCCACGAGUCGUGGUUUUCUCCUCUAGUCAACCCCCACUCCAUUAGUCUCGGAGACACUUAAAAGGGGUCACUGAUUUUGCUCCACUUUUCUUUCAUGAAACCUUUAAAAAAUAUUUUGUUGUCUGGGGAAAAUCAUAACAUCAAUUAUAAUAACACACUCACAGGUUCAAUUCCAGUUUUUAUUAUUAGUGAAUUGGUUAAAUAUCAAACUAACUAAUCGAUCGUGUUUAACGUGUUGGUUAAACAAUCAAUCGGUUGUUUGUUUGUCCCAUGUUAAACAAACGAUUGAUUAGUUUAAUAUUUAACCAAUUCCCUAAUAAUAAAAAGUUGAGUUGACCAUGUGUGUGUUUUGUUAUUGGCAGAGUGAUUCUCACGAGACACAGCAAAAUUUGUUUCAACAUAUGAUUUCACAUCAAGAUUCUUGCAAACCAAAUCCAUAAACAAAACUUAAAAAGAUAAUUCUUAUUCCAUACACCAUACACAUUUGUUUAUAAAAUAAUGUAUGUGUGUUUGCGCGCGCGCACACACAUACACACACGCACACAUCAUUACAUAGAUUUAAUUCAUAUAAUAUUUAGGAUAUAAGUGUCAACUUCUAUGGUAAUGUUUGUGUAUGUUGAAUGUUGCGUGUAUCUACACGUAUGAGUGUCCCUGCGACUUAUGCAUAACUAAUGUGUAUUUGUAAAUAAUACCAUAUAUUUCUCUGUACAUAUAAGUGUAUUUAUGAUAUAAGACUUUUGUGACUUUUGUAGGAUUGCAACUCGUUGUACCCUAUAAUCUUUUAAUUUCUUUGAAUUGUUAUCAUGUUCAAUCCGGGUUGGAGAGAUGAAAGAGAAGGGGAGAGAGAGAGAGAGAAAGAGAGAGACAGAUGUAUGAAUGGUAAACAUUACAUGUGUAUGUAGGGGUACAUGUGCAGGAGAGACAGAGACGAGACAGAGGAAGAAUGAAAGAUGAUUGAGCGAGAGAAGAAUAUAUAUUUUAUAACAUACAACAAAUAUAUCUUUUCAUGAUAAAUGUACUUUUUCUGUAAUUCAA